UGUUACUGCUGCUGGAGAGGAAAGGGUGAAGGCGUAAGAAAGGCUCCACACGCAAGACAAAGGAACUGGGAAGUGGGUGUAGUUUUUGAUCAAUUUUAUUCUCUCCUUCCUCAUGAAUUAUCCAGAGCAAAGAAGCCAUUCCCGUGUAGUUUUUGUAGAGGGACUUGAAUUUCUGAAGUUUGCAUUAAAGAAAACAUCGGGCACGGCGAACGAUGUGUAUCUGAGCAGAUACUAUUUCGAUUGAGGUUGAAGAUACCACAUUAUACUUACUUCUGUACAUCUACCUCUAAGGGAGCAAUAUUUUUGCAGCUCCCCCCCCCCACACACACACACUUCGGCAGCAUUUGUUUUGUUUUGCUUCUUAAGAGGAAAUCCUGUAAAUGUGUAGCAUUUGGCUGAGUUGCUACUUGCUGUUGGGAACCAUUCUUCUGGUGUUUUGUGAAUCAGCUGGUGGAAGCCAGCUAAGUCCAGAGAACAGUUUAAUAUGGGGACCUGGCCUGAGAGCAGAUGUGGCCCUUCCUGCUCGGUAUUUUUAUGUCCAGGCUGUGGACACCGAAGGGCAGAGGUUUAUUGUCUCUCCAGGUGAAAAUGCAUUUCAAGUGAAGAUCACAGCCCCCGAGGAGCAGUUCACACGGGUUGGAGUGCAAAUCUUAGACAGGAAAGAUGGUUCCUUCAUUGUGAGGUACAGAAUGUAUGCAAGCUACAAAAACCUGAAGAUCGAGGUUCAAACCAAAGAUGAACACGUUGCCAAAUCUCCAUAUAUUUUAAAAGGCCCAGUCUAUCACGAGAACUGUGAUUGCCCUCAGGAAGAUGGGAGUGCUUGGCUGGAAGAGAUGAGCUGCCCACAAGCCAUUCUGCAGAUUCAGAGAGAUCUGGUGCAUUUUCCUACCAUUGAUCCUGAUAAAAUUGCCAAAGAAAUUCCACAACGGUUUGGGCAGAGGCAGAGCUUGUGCCAUUACACCAUAAAAGACAACAAGGUUUUUAUAAAGACACACGGUGAACAUGUGGGAUUCAGGAUUUUUAUGGAUGCCAUACUGCUUUCCUUGACUAGAAAAGUGAAAAUGCCAGAUGUAGAGUUUUUUGUCAAUUUGGGAGACUGGCCUUUGGAGAAAAAAAAAUCCUCUCAGGACAUCCAUCCCAUCUUCUCAUGGUGUGGAUCCACCGAUUCAAAAGAUAUUGUUAUGCCAACCUAUGACCUGACAGACUCCGUUUUAGAAACAAUGGGGAGAGUCAGUCUGGACAUGAUGUCUGUUCAAGCAAACACUGGGCCUCCGUGGGAAGAGAAGAACAGCACAGCAAUCUGGAGGGGUCGCGACAGCCGUAAAGAGAGGCUUGAACUGGUGAAAAUGAGCAGAAAAUACCCAGAUAUCAUUGAUGCAGCUUUUACAAACUUCUUCUUUUUCAAGCAUGAUGAAAGUCUCUAUGGCCCCAUUGUGAAGCAUAUUUCCUUUUUUGAUUUCUUCAAGUAUAAAUAUCAAAUUAAUAUCGAUGGCACAGUGGCUGCAUACAGACUGCCUUAUCUGCUAGCGGGAAACAGCAUCGUGCUAAAGCAGGAUUCUAUCUACUAUGAACAUUUUUAUAAUGAACUACAGCCUUGGAAGCACUACAUUCCAUUUAAAAAUGACUUGAGUGAUCUUCUGGAAAAGCUCCAGUGGGCAAAAGACCAUGAUGAAGAGGCAAAGAAUAUUGCAAAGGCUGGACAAGAAUUUGCAAGAAAUAACCUCAUGGGAGAUCAUAUAUUCUGUUAUUACUUCAAACUUUUCCAGGAAUAUGCCAAACUACAAGUGAGUGACCCAAAAGUUAGAGAUGGCAUGGAAAAUGUGGAACAGCCAGAUGAUGACCUCUUUCCUUGUAGCUGCUACCGAAAAAAGGUAAAAGAGGAACUUUAAUGGAAGAAAGUAAAAUGGUUGUUUGCAAUAUUUGCCUAUCUUUGGAUUUGAAUAAAAAUACUAAGUGUGCAAUAGUCUGAAUGCCUUCUAUUGUGCAGUAUUACAAUGUUUUUUAUAAUUUUUU
Messenger RNA from Elgaria multicarinata webbii, 2013 nucleotides. It is a transcript of the gene POGLUT2, whose product is annotated as protein O-glucosyltransferase 2. Gene Ontology annotation, cellular component: endomembrane system. Gene Ontology annotation, molecular function: protein binding; glucosyltransferase activity. NCBI's taxonomy places the organism in Eukaryota, Metazoa, Chordata, Lepidosauria, Squamata, Anguidae. The coding region runs from base 381 to 1889 and encodes 502 amino acids. The record is from RefSeq and is a predicted model, not a curated record. The transcript is spliced from 10 exons.